Messenger RNA from Salvelinus sp. IW2-2015, 1456 nucleotides. NCBI's taxonomy places the organism in Eukaryota, Metazoa, Chordata, Actinopteri, Salmoniformes, Salmonidae. The record is from RefSeq and is a predicted model, not a curated record.
AGCACACAUUAAUUCUUCAUGUCCAUAUCCAUCAAACGAAAGAAACAGUGCCAAUAGCUCCAUUUAGUCCCGCAUGGGACGGUCGGGUUGCCCCGCUUUCUGUGCGUUUCGGCUUCUGGUACUGCACUUCCUGGAUUUUAGCGAGCCAUUCCGCGCACACAUGUCCCAUCGAUGCUACAUGGUUUGUGGGUGUGUGGUAUCUAGUGGAGAAGAACAAGAGCCUGUACAUAAUACCUACUAUUCGCACACAUGUAUCCUUUAUCAAUUUAAAGCUUUAUCUAGGAGAGACAUCGUUGCGCUUUGAUUUGCCUUACAGGAGAUGGUUCGGGACGGCGGCAUUCAAGUUCGAUUCAAACAGGUGGAAUACAGUAGGUGUCGGGUGGAGUUGGGAGGAGGAAGGUAUCACGACAGCACGGGCUGCUAUCUAUCCUUCUAAUUAGUAGCGGACCUGUGCCAUAUAUGGACUCUGUCUUAUUAUAUAGCCUUAUUUAUGUAAAAUAGGCUACCACGUUUUAUUGUCUCCUCCAGGACAGUAAAAUUGUGAUAUUCAAACGGCGAAUCUUUAUUAGCUUGGAGACCAUUGACACACAGGUGGGAGAUACCCGUUUCUUAGGACGGCCCCUCUUUCAGUUCCUCAGAGCAGGAUAUGAGCUACUGACAUUUGUUAUUACCCUUUGGGACAGGAGGCGAACGGUUUCUGCUAACAGGUGUGAGAGAGAGCACACCAAUCUUCAUAGCCUGAUACGGAAUCCUUCCUCAUUGUUCGCAGGAAUAUCAAUCUAAGUCAUAUGUUGAUCCCUUUCUAGCCAAGAGAGAUACAUUUAACGGUUCAUUGAAACAUACAUAGAAUAAAAUAGUAUAUUAUUAUAUAUUUUUAAGACCCAGUCCUCCUAUUUAAAAGGACACGGGACAUCAGAGAGAAACCAUGUCAAUGAGAAAACCCAGCUUGAAUUUACCCAAAAUGAGCAGAAACUCGGUGGUGUUGGAAGGAGAGAUGUUCGGCGAAUUUCAGGACUGGUGUCUCCGUACUUACGGGGACUCGGGUAAAACAAAGACAGUCACCCGGAGAAAAUACAAUAAGAUUCUCCAGACCCUUUUACACACCGACGACUCGGACGCCGUCUACAUCGAGAGCAACCACAUCAAUGCCAAAUUCAAAUUCUGGGUGAAAUCCAAAGGGUUCCAGGUCGGGACCAUUCAAGGGGACCUGAACAAGAAUGGAGCCACUGACAUACCUGUCCUGUACGUCCCCAUCAAGGUGACGUGUGUGGACGGGAGCUCUGGGUCGGAAUCCUCUCUGAAGAGGGUGGCGGUGGUGGAGGACUUCUUUGACAUCAUCUAUGCCAUGCACGUAGAGAUCAGCACCGACCCCGGCAAAGCACCCAAACACGCCGGACAGAAGAAGACCUACAAAGCGAUAGCGGAGACGUAUGCCUUUCUGCCCAGGGAGCAGUGA